AAAUCCCCGCUGCCUGUGCCGCAUGCGCAUUCGUUCUUUUUUCUAACGCUAGCUUUCAUUACAGUUAGCGAAACAAAUUCUUUAAAUCUCCUCGUAUGUUUAGUAUGACUAUUAAAAUCCAGCCUGCAUAAUAUUUUUUCAAUUUUUAGGCAAGAGUCAAAUUCAGUUGACAAGAUGAAUAUAAGAAACGCAAGACCAGAGGACCUCAUGAACAUGCAGCAUUGUAACCUGCUGUGUCUCCCAGAAAACUAUCAGAUGAAAUACUACUUCUAUCACGGGUUGUCAUGGCCUCAGCUGUCAUACAUCGCAGAGGAUGAAAAUGGAAAAAUUGUUGGUUAUGUGCUUGCAAAGAUGGAGGAAGACCCAGAUGAUGUCCCUCAUGGACACAUCACAUCACUGGCUGUGAAGAGAUCCCACAGACGCCUUGGUCUAGCCCAGAAACUGAUGGAUCAGGCCAGCCGAGCAAUGAUAGAAAACUUUAAUGCCAAAUAUGUCUCCCUUCACGUUCGUAAAAGCAAUCGAGCAGCUCUGCACCUGUACUCCAACACCCUAAAGUUCCAGAUUAGUGAAGUAGAGCCAAAGUACUAUGCUGAUGGAGAGGAUGCUUAUGCCAUGAAGAGGGACCUCGCCCACAUGGCCGAUGAGUUGAGGAAGCCUGGAGUUCGUGUGUCCUGUCAAGACACCCCAUCCGGCCAGAGCCAGUCGGGCCCGGGCGACCAGGAGAGAGAAAGCGAGAGGGACAGCGGAGGAGAAAGCAAAGAACAGAGUGAAGUCAGCGAGGCAACAGAGAGCACAGAUGUCAAAGAUUCCUCUUCUGAUUCACAAUGACGCUGAAGAAGACAUUUUUAAAAGCAUAACUCACUUCCCGUUUUUAGCUCUUUUUGGCUACUUUGUUUGGCUUUGCCAGAUGUGUGCUUCAAGACACUGAAACCAUUAUCCCAAUCUUUUCUUUCCUCCUUCUUUCCUUUGCUGUGAUGCUUAAGGAGACUUGGAUAUCCAACGCUGUCUUUUGAAAUUAAACUAAAAUAAAAUA
Molecule: messenger RNA, 1033 nt
Organism: Oryzias melastigma (Indian medaka)
Lineage: Eukaryota; Metazoa; Chordata; Actinopteri; Beloniformes; Adrianichthyidae
Gene: naa10
Product: N-alpha-acetyltransferase 10, NatA catalytic subuni
Exons: 8
Coding region: 175-828 (217 amino acids)
Biological process (GO): N-terminal peptidyl-glutamic acid acetylation
Cellular component (GO): NatA complex
Molecular function (GO): protein-N-terminal-glutamate acetyltransferase activity; protein N-terminal-serine acetyltransferase activity
Source: RefSeq, a predicted model, not a curated record